This is a messenger RNA of Rasamsonia emersonii CBS 393.64, 1092 nucleotides long. RefSeq names its product Zinc binding dehydrogenase. Bases 1 to 1092 code for a protein of 363 amino acids. Gene Ontology annotation, molecular function: oxidoreductase activity, acting on NAD(P)H. The transcript has 3 exons. Lineage: Eukaryota; Fungi; Ascomycota; Eurotiomycetes; Eurotiales; Trichocomaceae. The record is from RefSeq and is a predicted model, not a curated record.
AUGGCGACCAUGAUGGAAUACACCGUCAGCGGCAAGCCGUCCAUCAAGACGACCCGGCGAGAAGUGCCCAUUCCCGAACCCCAAGCCGAUGAAGUCCUGAUCCAAGUCGUGGCUACGGGCUCCAACCCCAAAGACUGGAAGGCGUCGCGCAACCACGAGGAAGGCCAGGGCAUCAACCAGGGCGAUGACAUUGCCGGCACCGUCGUCAAGGUCGGCAGCAACGUGUGGGAGUUCGCCCCCGGCGACCGCGUGGCCGCCUUCCACCGCAUGUUCACGCCUCACGGCUCGUAUGCCCAGUACGCCAUCGCCCCGGCCAGCACGACCUUCCGCCUGCCGCCCAACAUCUCCUUCGAGGCCGGCGCCACCAUCCCGCUGGCUGCCAUGACCGCCGCCCUGGCCCUGUACCAGAACCUGAAGCUGCCGCUGCCCUGGAACCCGGCGCGCACCGAGACGCCCAUCCUGAUCUACGGCGGCGCGUCCGCCGUCGGCGCCUAUGCGCUGCAGUUCGCCAAGCUCAGCGGCCUGUCGCCUAUCAUCACCGUUGCGGGUGCUGGCGCCGACUUUGUGCGCUCGCUCGGCGCCGCGACGCACAUUGUCGACUACCGCCGGGGCCGGGUGGUCGAGGACAUCCUGGAGGCGCUGGGCGGGAAGAAGCUGCGGUACGCGUUCGACGCGGUGUCGUACAACCGGAGCUACGCGAACAUCGCGGAGGUGCUGUCCGCGUCGUCAGGCGGAGAGGAGAGCUACAUCGACGUGGUCGACCCGCCGUCGGACGACACGGCGAACCCGGACCGCGAGAACUGGCAGUGGCCGGCAGGCAUCCGGAUGACGCGGACGUUUGUGGCGAGCGCGUACGGCGCGGCGCACAAGUACCGCACGCAGCAGGAGGCGCAGGAGGACCGCGACUUUGCCUACGCGUUCUACCGGUACAUGAGCCUGCUGUUGGCGGAGGGCAAGCUGAAGCCGCACCCGUUCGAGGUGCAGCCGGGCGGGCUGGAGAGCGUGGCCAACGGCAUCCAGCAGCUGUUUGACCGGAAGGUGUCGGCGAAGAAGCUGGUGUAUCGGAUCGCGGAUACGCCUGGUUUGAAGUGA